This is a messenger RNA of Bradysia coprophila, 5680 nucleotides long. Its product is annotated as proteasome-associated protein ECM29 homolog. Gene Ontology annotation, cellular component: nucleus; cytoplasm. Lineage: Eukaryota; Metazoa; Arthropoda; Insecta; Diptera; Sciaridae. The record is from RefSeq and is a predicted model, not a curated record. Gene Ontology annotation, biological process: proteasome assembly; ERAD pathway. Gene Ontology annotation, molecular function: molecular adaptor activity.
CAUCCGAAAUCAAAAUAAAAAGAUGGAACAAGAAAUCGAACUACUGGAGAGAGUGCUAUUCCGUUUGGGAACAUCUGACAGUGAUGAACAACUUGAAAAUGCUGUCAAUAAAUUCCUUACUCCUGUGCUACUUAAAAUUACGUCUCCAAAUGAGACAGUGCGUUGCAAGGUCAUGGAAGUUCUUACCCACGUCAACAAACGUUUGAAAUCGAGACCAUUGGUUCAACUUCCAGUCGAACAGCUUCUCGUGCAAUAUAACACGACUGAUUCAACGUUUCUACACAAUUUUUCGAUAAUUUACAUAACGAUGGGCUUUCCGCGCUUAUCGGUCGAAAAGCAGACCGAACUCACUCCAAUUCUACUGAACUGCCUAGAAGGUAAGACAGAGACCCAUCAAGACAAACUGUUGAUGUUAAUACUGCCACUGUUGGGAUCGAUUAAAAUUCCUGAAGAUCCAGAAAAACGUGGAACUUUACUGGGAUUGGCGGACAAACCGCUAACGAAAAAACAGUUGAUCAAUCUCUUGCAAGACGUCAUUUUGCUUCCUUACGGAGUUACAUCUGAGGGUGAAGUGCCGCCGGGAAUGAGUCCAUAUUCCUUUAAACGCGUCAUCGCCAACAACUGGAAAGCCGAAGAAUUAGAACAGUUGAAGAAAGGAAUCUGCCGUUUUAUAUGUGCGAGCGUUUUCCCGGACGAAGAUAUUUUAACCUUGCUGGUGCUGUCUUCAGCUGAUACAAGGUUCAGCGUAGCCACUCCUGCAAUUGCUGAAUUGAGUAAAGUGAAUAGUUCGUUGGAUUGGACUGAUCCCAAUUUGUCAGCUCCAUUUUAUUCGUUGUUUCUGGGAAAUGCUUCCAAGAUUGUGGAUCGAAAGACGACUGCGUGCAGUGCUCGAGUUCGGCAGAAAUUGCUGCAAUAUCUGCUGAAAAGUCGUGGCAAGGGUAUUAACACGGUUCGUGGCAUUCAAGUUAUAUUUGAGGCGUUAUUCGGCGAGAACACCAAUCAGAAAUGUAAAGUACUCUCCCUACAAUUCACUGAGAACUUAGUUAAAGAUGGGCCCAUCGAAUUGAUAAAUAAGAUCUCCAAGGUAAUUCUAGCCGGAGUGACUAAACUAAUUGGCACCGAAUCCACCGAAGCGUACGAUGUGCAAAACGGUGCUUACUGUGUCAUUGCUCAACUAUCUCGGGUUUGUCCCGACGGAUUCAACAAGGAUUUACAAUUGAUCGUGUCAUAUUUUGCACAUCUGGUUGUGGCACCGACCGAGCUGCACGGAUCAAUUAGGGAAGCGCUGAUAGCAAUUGCACCAGCAUUUAAGUCGACUUACGACAUCAGUGGAGGGACAGAGAAAUUCACUCCAAACGCCAAUCAGACAUUACUGUUGGCCAUGCUUGCGGAACAUGUUGAAUCCAAGUUGGCAAUCGUCCAGAAUGUGGCCAGUGUCUUUCUAACUACUUGUUUCCCGGAACACUAUGUGCCGGCACGUUACUUAUUGCUGCUGAUAGCCGGAGAACGUUCGUCGCUAAGAGAGUCCGUCAUCACAUCACUCUACGGGGUGGCUCGUACGGAUCACAUUAACUAUUCGUACAUAUCGUCUGUAGAUCAUUCAGAGUCUGUUCAGGAACAAGAUGUCGACAAAUUCAAAUUAACGCCCGAACAGCGACGUGUAAUACUACCGAGCUUCAAAGAAAUGGUUAAUUACGUGCACGAACAGAUGGACAAGCGGGCAUCAAAUUCGUCACAAAAACACAUCUAUGGAAAAGUGACACUAUCUUGUCAUUAUGAGACGUACACGGAGAUUCUCGACUAUCUCCGGUUAUGCCUGUGGUUUUCGGCUGGUGCUAAAACAUCUCCUGGCGACCCGAAAUCGGUUCAACAGAUUAACGAUUACAUCCGCAAUGAGCUGAGCAAUUCAAUUGAAAUCAACAAUUACCUCGCGUUGGCCAAGCGAAUUCUGUACUCUAAGCGAGGUAAAGUAGAGCUUCAGUGUCUGUACGACUUGCUGAACGCCACACCAAAUGCAUUGGUAAAUGAUUGCUUGGACCUGAAGGAGAGCUUUAUGCUUGGCCUGAAAGAUGUUUCGGACUUGACAAGAAUUUUGGUCGCACAGCUACAAGGUAUUCUCAUUGCUCAUGGAAACAUUGAGUCAGAGUUUAACGCAGAGGUUAAGGACAUCAUAGCCACCUUAUCCCAGAGAACUUUGGAACAUCGUCACGGAAGCAUUUUAACGUUAAGUCAUGCUUUUCAAAGACGCAUCAAGAGUUUAAAGUCCCAGAGCGAUUUCAAUGAGAAGACAAUUCAAAAUUGGGAGGUGUUGAAAAAGUUUAUGGAUUUGCUGGGAGCCCUACUAUCAGAGCAGCAAUCACUUCUCAUCUCAGCAGCAAUUAAAGGAAUUUCAUUGAUCGGUUCAUCUACGAUUCUUCCGUUGCCCGAUACAUCAACAUCAUCUGCGGCAGGCUCGGAAGCGAUGGAAGUAGAUGGCAUAGAUUGCUCCAUGUCGAAAUCAUCGUUGGUGUCUACCAUAUUUCGUUUGCUGAAAAGCGCACACACGAAGGCCAAACUUAGAGAAGAUGCUGCAAAUUGUCUCGGCUAUCUGGCAGUUGGUGAUGGCAAAUACUUCGCUGCGAGUAAUUUGAAACUGUUCAUUGAAAUCGUAAAAUUGUCAAAGGACACGGCAUUGAAUAUUGCGAUUGCACAAGGGAUUGUUCUAACGAUUGCUGGGGAAGAAAACAUUUAUGGCGAUGAGUCGGCGAAUUCAGAAAAUCCGUUUUGUGAUGACAAAACCUUCAACGAUUUUCUGAAUGGUGUCAUCGGCUUCGUAAGUGAUCCCAAUCCAUGUUCGCGUAAUUCGACAGCAAUUUGGCUGCUGGCAUUGGUUAAGAACUUUUCCAAACGGGCGCCAAUCUAUUCGAGGAAGCAGACGCUACAAUUUGCAUUCACAGAACUAUUGUCGGAUGACAGCGAGUUCAUACAAGACGUUGCCUCUCGUGGUUUAGGUUUAGUGUUUUCCCUAUCGGAUCAAAGCGGCCAAACCGAUCUGGCGAAUUCGCUGCUGGACCAGUUGAUUGGUGGAAGACGUCAAGUAAAUCAGGUGAAUGAGGACACGAAGAUCUUUGAGGAAGGAGUUUUGGGAAAAACUCCAAUGGGUGGUAACAUCACCACCUACAAGGAGCUCUGCAGUUUAGCAUCGGAUCUGAAUCAGCCGGAAAUGAUAUACAAGUUCAUGCAAUUAGCCAAUCACAAUGCAGCUUGGAAUAGUAAAUUAGGUGCGGCCUUCGGAUUGAAGUCAAUAUCCAAAGCCGCUAAGGAGCAAAUGCAACCGUUUCUGGGCAAAAUCGUUCCUCGCCUGUUCCGCUACAAAUACGAUCCGACGCCGAAAAUUCAAAAUUCCAUGAUUUCGAUUUGGGACUCGAUUGUGUCCGAUUCGAAAGAAAUUGUCGAAAAGUACUAUUGGGAGAUCUUCGACGAGCUGACCACCAACUUGACGCACGUCGAAUGGAGAGUUCGUAUUGCCUGUUGCUUGGCUAUACGCGAUUUAAUCAAAAGACCGGCCGGACUAAGAUUGAGAUUCGAUGACCGAGCACUGACAGUAAACAAAAUGGAAGUGGAUUCGUCGGACGACAUAUCGAGAAUGGAAACGGACGAUGUCGAUGUUCCUGAACCGGAAGUGACGAAACUUUGGUCGCAACUGUUCCGCGUUAUGGACGAUGUCCACGAAGGAACGCGUUUAGCUGCCGAGGGAUCUGCAAAAGCUUUAAGCAAAAUUUGUGUGGUUGCAGCUUCAGGCAACGGUAAAUCUGCUCAAAAUCUGGCUAGCUCAAUAUUACCGCUGAUUUUAGAGGUUGGAGUCACGCAUACUGUACCCGAGAUUCGUAAUUUGAGCAUGAAAACAUUGUCCGAGUUGAUUGAAUCAUCGGGUGGCAUUCUGAAGGAUCAUUUACAUACGCUGGUGCCAUGUUUGCUUAAAGCAACUGGAGAACUUGAGGUCCCGAAGCUGUCGUAUUUGUCAACUCGACUAGGAGCUAAUAUUGAGGCUCAGGAAGCCGUGGAUUCAUUAAGAGCUGAAGCCGCAAAGCAACAUCACAGUAUGGAAACUUUGGUGAAGUGCAUCCGACACAUUUCCUUUGAAUCGCUGGAGAAAAUGACACCCGAAGUUGUUGAGCUGAUGCGCACCACCGUAAAUCUCGGUACGAAAAUUGCGUGUGCACAUUUCGUUUGUUUGAUUACCGUUCGUUUCAACAAUGAAAUGACUUCGCUUGUGAGUAAGUAUCUCAGCGCCUGUUUCAACGGAUUGAAAGAUCGAAACACAAUCGUUCGAAAGUACAAUGCCAGCGCAAUUGGUCACCUAAUCGGUUUGGCGAAAGAACAAUCGAUUAUCCGGCUGUUCGCAAAACUGACUGAAUUCUAUUUCGAAAAUCAAUCGAACAAAGGCGUCCCAUACGCCAUAUCAGCAAUAAACAAACGCCAUCAGGACAUUUUGAAAGACUAUCCGGCACACGUGCUGCCGUUGAUAUUCUUUGCCAUGCACGAAGAAAUCGACGAAGAGAAUCGCAGCAAUGUGGAAUUGUGGAAAGAAUUAUGGCUGGAAGUGAGUCCGGGAGAUGGCGGUAUUCGAAUGAAUUUGGAAUCGAUAAUUCCGAUGUUGGAGAAGUCCCUGGACGACCAGUCUUGGUUGAUCAAAGCUCAGAGUGCGAAUUCCAUAACCACAAUAGCAACCCGACUGGGAACGAAUCUGGGUCAAGUAGAACGUGAACGACUGAUCGCAUGUUUGAUGGCUAACAUAUCGGGACGGACAUUUCAAGGCAAAGAAAGACUACUGCAGGCUCUAUCGAGUCUGUGCAAAGACUUGAAAAAGAGUGAAAGCGCCAGCUACACCACAAUCAUUGAUGCUAUAAUGAAGGAGUGUCGUAAGGAGGAACCAUUGUAUCGAACGCAUGCACUUAAGGCGGUUGGUGACAUUUUGGAACAAUUGGGAGAAGAUCGAUUCGAAGAGAUCUACAACAUGAUCUGGUAUUUAAUGGACAAAAAGGAUCUGGCCGCAGUAACCGGUGAUGAUGAGGACAAGAACUUAUCAGCAGACGAACGUAAUAAGCGGGCCAUGAUCGUGAUUUCGUUAAAGGAAACCGUUUGCGAAACAUUGGGCAAAGCUUGGCCGACAGAAGAAAAAACGCAGGAAAAGUAUCAGCUGAUGUUUGUGGAACAGUGCGUUCGAUGUUUGCAGAACAAUACACGGCCGGUCCAGUUGAGUGUUCUGGUUUCACUGGGCAAGUUUUUGGAUCGGUUAAAGAUACUGGAGCCGCCGAAUACUGACCAGAAUCAGGAGAAAAAACAAAAGACCGAUGGUAACGAAUGUCUGCAGAAAAUAUGUACGGACGUUCUGUCGGCUGUGGUUUUCGUUGCCGGCAUACCACAUACCGGACUGAAGAAGGAAGCGCUGAACAUUGUGCUGAUUUUAGUAAAACGUCUGAUAGACAUCAAAAGUCAUACGGAACUGUCCAUGGUGAAGAAAACGUUCGACGAAAUUCUGAUUACACUCCAGAAAGACAGCGCUCCGGAAAUAAAGUGUCGCAUCAAUGACAUUGAGGAUAAGCUUAAGUCAAAUUAAUUACCGUGGCGGGCAGAGUCAAAUCAAAGUGCCGUGAGAGGAGAACCUUUUUUUAAUUGCAAAUAAAUGUCGUACUUGAGA